AUGGUGCGCCCCGGGGAGGUUCGCGGGGCGGCGGCGGCGGUUCCGCCGUCCGAGUCCGCGUUCACCCUGGACGUGGGAUCCGCCAUGUUCAAGUCCGCGGCGUCCAAAUCCCGCGGCACCGACGGCGAAGCCUCCGCCGACGACACCGCGGGCCCCGCGGAUGUGGCCAACAUGAAGGACCUCGAGGAGUUCGAGGGUUGGACCUUGCCUGCGGAGGACGGCGCCGACGACGGCGGGCCACCCAACGCGGUGCCGUCCUACGCCGGUAACUUCACGACCCCGGUGUGGUCGUUGAGUAGCAUGCGGUUCCGCCACGCCAUUCGCGACGGGGGCGAACGCGCGGAGCGGCUCUUCGACGAGAUGCUGCGGGGCGCGGAGAAGAAGAUUGCGGACGCGGAGCGGCGCGCCGAGGCGGCCGAGUCCCUCGCCAACGAACGCCAGCUGAACGCGUCGCUCAACGGCGCGAGCGACCCGAGCCCGAGCCGCGGCCCACACGCGGAGGGACCCCCGGAAGGAAAGCCGAAGAACGCGAACCGGGUCCCGAACGCGUUCAGUCGAGGACACCCGGGCGCCGUGGAUCACGACAACGAGCGGAGCCUCGAGACGGGCAGCGGCGGCGGCAGCCCGCGGGUCCGGCUCCCGCCCCUCGAGUUCCCCCCGACGCUCGCCACGCAGAGCGGCGGGUCGCUGCCGGGAGAGGCGACCGCGCCGUUGGCUCCCGCGUCGGGAAGGCCGCUCAGCGCGAGGGACCACGAACGAAUCGACGGUGGGGACGAAUCGACGGAUGGACGCCGAAUGGACGACCGAACCGAUCGUCGAGCCGCGGCGGAGUCGUCGACGCGAUCGUCCGCCGUAUCAGCGCCGGUUCGGAGUCGCCCCGAGUCGCCCGGGACGAAACGCCCGGAAACGCCCGGCGACGCUGACGACGUCGAUGUCGUCAACAUCGGCGGCGCCGCGUUCGGUUUCCGUCGGCCCGCGUGGAGCCUGACCAGCAUGGCGGCGCGACACCGGCGAGUGAACCGGGGGGCUGUGAGCCGGGUGGAGAACUCGACACCGGCGGGCGAUAGGGACGGGGACGGGGACGGGGAUGAAAAGUCGGCACCCGGGGACGGGGACGGGGACCCCGCCGCGUUGGCGCGGCGGCUCGCGGCGACGCUGCGGACGAUUGACGAGGCGGUUGGGGACCAUCGGGGGGACGCGAGGACGGCGAUGAGGCUCGUUCGCGACGCGCUCGCCGACGCAAAGCCAAGCGUCGACGCCGUCAAGAGGCUAUAG
Molecule: messenger RNA, 1275 nt
Organism: Micromonas commoda
Lineage: Eukaryota; Viridiplantae; Chlorophyta; Mamiellophyceae; Mamiellales; Mamiellaceae
Exons: 1
Coding region: 1-1275 (424 amino acids)
Source: RefSeq, a predicted model, not a curated record